UCUCUCUCUCUCUGCGUGUGCAGAUAUAAUCUAGCAAAAAUGGCAACACCAACUUAUAUAAAAAAGAACCUAACGGUCCUCAGGUUUCUCACAGUGAUUUUCUUGAGCUGUAUUGUCGACCAAAACAACCUUUGUUCCAACUACCCUUUUGUCUCCACAAAAAUUUCUUCUCAUUCGGGUUCCUCGAUGAUCCCUUCAUCACUGAAACAGCUAAGUCUUGAUGGGUAUCUGAGCACCAAAAACAUUGACCAUGCAGCCAAUGACUUUGGCAAUAUAUACCAUCACCUGCCAUCUGCAGUUCUGCAUCCUAAAUCAGUUUCCGAUAUUUCCUCUAUUAUCAAGCAUGUUUUUGGCAUGGGCCCCACGUCUGAGCUCACGGUCGCGGCCAGAGGCCAUGCCCAUUCCCUCCAAGGUCAAGCACAAGCAAAUCAAGGGGUGGUCAUCAACAUGGAAUCACUUCAUCAAGAAAUGCAUUUCCAAACCGGGAAAUUCCCUUAUGUGGAUGUUUCUGGUGGAGAGCUAUGGAUAAAUAUACUACAUGAGAGUCUUAAGCAUGGGCUUGCACCAAAAUCUUGGACUGACUACCUACAUCUCACCGUCGGGGGAACUUUAUCCAAUGCUGGAGUCAGUGGGCAGGCGUUCCGGCAUGGCCCACAGAUAAAUAAUGUGCAUCAGCUAGAGGUUGUCACAGGGAAAGGAGAGUUGAUUACCUGUUCAGAGAAACAGAACGCUGACCUCUUUAACGGUGUUCUUGGAGGGCUUGGACAGUUUGGUAUUAUCACCCGGGCAAGAAUUUCUCUGGAACCUGCACCCUUGAUGGUAAAAUGGAUAAAAGUGCUUUACUCGGAGUUUUCCAGCUUCACAAAGGACCAAGAGCAUCUGAUAUUGUCUGAGGAUGCUUUUGAUUACCUAGAAGGUUUCGUCAUAAUAAACAGAACCGGCCUCCUUAAUAACUGGAGAUCUUCCUUCAAUCCCAAAGACCCUGUUCAAGCAAGUCAAUUCCACUCGGAUGGAAAAACUCUCUUCUGCCUAGAAAUAGCCAAAUACUUCAACCCAGAUGAGGCCGAUAGAGUGAACCAGGAAAUCGAUAGAUUGUUGUCGGAAAUGAGUUAUAUUCAGUCCACGCUCUUCCUUUCGGAAGUCUCCUAUGUGAAUUUCCUAGAUAGAGUUCACAUAUCAGAGUUGAAACUGCGAGAGAAGGGAUUAUGGGAAAUCCCUCACCCAUGGCUAAAUCUUCUCAUUCCAAGAAGCAGAAUCCAUGAAUUUGCGAAAAUGGUAUUUGGCAAAAUUCUUACGGACUCCAGCACUGGUCCAAUACUCAUCUACCCAGCCAACAAAUCCAAGUGGAACAAUAGAACAUCUAUGAUCACCCCCGAUGAAGAUACUUUCUACCUAGUUUCAUUCCUAUCCUCUGCCAUGCCAUCUUCGACUGGAAAAGAUGGGUUAGCACACAUUUUGACCCAAAACAAAAGAAUCCUAGAGUUUUGCGAAACAGCCAGACUUGGGGUGAAGCAAUAUCUUCCACAUCACAAAACUCAAGAGGCGUGGCGAAACCACUUCGGGCCACAAUGGGAAAUUUUUGUUAAGAGGAAAUCCAUGUACGACCCUUUAGCAAUCCUAGCUCCAGGCCAGAAGAUAUUCCAAAAAGGAAGAGCCAUUUCAUGAGACUGACCUCUACAAUAAACCCCAUCGCAGACAGCCACAAGCCACAUGAACAAAACGCUUGAAACUACGAAUAUCUCUGCUCACAUAAAGAGAAGGUGCGUAUGGAAAAUACAAUGCUCGUGCGCUGUGGGUUUCCUGACAAUUGCAAGUAAUAUGACUGCACUAGCAAGGCUUUUUUUGUUUUUUUGUUUUUUAUCGGCGAAGGCUGUGUUAGUUGGCACUUUGUUCUUGAGAGUAAUACUCCAUUCCAGUCAUCUAAUCGGAAUACCUUGUUGUAGAAUUAUGAACAGCAGCAUCAAUAUGAUAAAAGUUCUAUUCACAAGGAGCGAUGCCAUGCUUCCAC
Rhododendron vialii is the source of this 2008-nucleotide messenger RNA. RefSeq names its product cytokinin dehydrogenase 1-like. Gene Ontology annotation, molecular function: cytokinin dehydrogenase activity; FAD binding. The transcript has 5 exons. The record is from RefSeq and is a predicted model, not a curated record. Lineage: Eukaryota; Viridiplantae; Streptophyta; Magnoliopsida; Ericales; Ericaceae. The coding region runs from base 40 to 1665 and encodes 541 amino acids. Gene Ontology annotation, biological process: cytokinin metabolic process.